Diachasmimorpha longicaudata is the source of this 1773-nucleotide messenger RNA. RefSeq names its product beta-1,3-galactosyltransferase 6 (gene beta3GalTII). Gene Ontology annotation, molecular function: UDP-galactosyltransferase activity. The coding region runs from base 470 to 1447 and encodes 325 amino acids. The record is from RefSeq and is a predicted model, not a curated record. Gene Ontology annotation, biological process: glycosaminoglycan biosynthetic process. Lineage: Eukaryota; Metazoa; Arthropoda; Insecta; Hymenoptera; Braconidae. The transcript has 3 exons. Gene Ontology annotation, cellular component: Golgi membrane.
UACAAAACUAGCUACAGUUCAAUGACAAAAACAAUUUUUUUAUUUUUCUUCGGGCCAACAUCAUAGACAAAAUUAUAAUGAUGAUUAUUAAUUAUCCACAAGGCUACAAACAAAAUCAUUACAUGUACAAUGAUGUACUAACAAUGUAUAAUCAUGUACAUUAGUUUGUUUUUCCACUUGUAACUCGUCACAGGCUAAGUACAUAUGGGUAAUCAGUUCAUUGACAACAAGACUGGACAAUAGAACAUUUUUAGUGUUAUUAACAAUCGACAAAGAAUAAAACUCAGUGGAUAACAAAAAAGCGGCACAUCGUUUCAACUAGACCACUUUUAAACUGCACUUCACGGAGUACAAACAUGUCAAGUGUUGGAAUGUCAAGUUGCAAUGUCAUGACCCCCAGCCCUUGAGGGGAAUAGCCACAAACAUGACAUCUAAACUCCUCAAGGCAUGAAUAAAAAAAAACAGUAUAAUGUUCUUAAAUUCAACAAGAGUGAUGUCCAAGAGGCUCAACAUCAGAGUAAACGUGGCAACAUUGAUGUUGACACUCGUCUUCUUGACAAUCCUCUGCUUCCUGUUGACGAAGGAUUGCAGAAGGCCUCGGGAGCCUCGUGUUGAUAAACCAAAGUAUCGACUCGUGAUUGUUAUACUUGUAAGUCCUGAUGGAAUGAAAGUGAGGGACGUGAUGAGGAAGACGUGGCUGUCAGAGGGGACUGAGAAUACGAGGCACCUGUUCGCCAUUGGCACCCGUGACCUUCAGCCAGAGCAGCUGGAAACUCUGCAGUCUGAACAGGACAAGUUCCAUGAUCUUCUGCUGCUGCCGAAAUUGCAGGACUCGUAUGGAACUCUCACGAAGAAGGUCUUGUAUUCGAUGGAGAGGAUUCAUCAGGAGUAUGAGUUUGAUUAUUUACUGAAGACUGAUGGCGACAGCUUUGUGCUGCUCCACAAGAUGCUGACAGAUCUCGAUGUCUGGGAGGCCAAGGGGACGAGGAAGGAGUUGUACUGGGGCUUCUUCAAUGGGAGGGCUAAUGUUAAGAAGACUGGACCCUGGAAGGAGAUGGGGUGGAAUCUCUGUGAUUAUUAUCUUCCUUAUGCUGUCGGUGGGGGGUAUGUUCUGUCGUACAAUCUUGUGAAGUUCAUCGCUGAGAAUACUGAUGUUUUGAGAUUAUUCAACUCCGAGGACGCAUCGGUGGGCCUCUGGCUCUCCCCCGUCGCCAACAUCGAAAGGAGGCACGACGUUCGCUUCGACACCGAAUACAUCUCCAGAGGCUGUUCAAAUCAAUACAUAAUAACCCACAAACAAACACCCGAGAACAUGAAGUCCCUCCACGAUUUCUACACAUCCACAGGGAGCCUCUGCUCCAAGGAAAUCAGGAGUAGAAUGAGUUAUCACUACAACUGGACAGUUCCCCCCAGUCAAUGUUGCAAUCGUCAGGUCGGAGUGAUCUGAUUGUCCCCAGAUUUUGUUACUCUUGAGAGUUGAUCUAGUCCCGUCACAAAAGAUGCAUUUACACUGGUCAUUCAAUAAAUCAAAUAAAUCGUUGACAAAUACGUAAAGUAGUGGAAGUUUAUUCAUCAAUAAUUAUUCUACAACCAAUGAAUGACGUUAUUCAUGGUGAAAUUUAAAAAAAACACAGUGAGCUCAUCAUGAAUUGUCCUCUUAUGAUACACUUUUUGGCUCAGAUUAUUGGAAACAAUUGCUGAUCAGCAAUUCACGAAAUAAUUGCUGAUCACAACAAUUCACGUUCAUAAAAUAUUUAAAAAACAGCAAAUAAU